Penicillium diatomitis is the source of this 1164-nucleotide messenger RNA. Its product is annotated as putative aryl-alcohol dehydrogenase Aad14. Lineage: Eukaryota; Fungi; Ascomycota; Eurotiomycetes; Eurotiales; Aspergillaceae. The record is from RefSeq and is a predicted model, not a curated record. Bases 1 to 1164 code for a protein of 387 amino acids. The transcript has a single exon.
AUGGAGGAGAUCUUCAAGCCAGCCCCCGAGCCUGCGACCCCCCUCGGUCGUUACCGAGUGCUCUCGUCCUCUGCCGGCAUUCGAGUGUCGCCGCUCCAGCUGGGCGCCAUGUCCAUCGGUGAUGCUUGGAAUCAAUUCAUGGGCAGCAUGAACAAGGAGCAAUCCUUCAAGUUACUCGAUGCCUUCGUCGCGGCCGGUGGUAACUUCAUCGAUACCGCCAACAACUACCAGAACGAGCAAUCCGAGACCUGGAUCGGCGAGUGGAUGGCGGCUCGCAAGAACCGUGAUCACAUCGUCCUUGCCACCAAGUUCACCACGGACUACCGCACCUGGGAGCUGGGCAAGGGUAAUGCCCCGAAUGUGACCGGCAAUCACAAGCGCAGCAUGUUCAACAGUGUUCGCGACUCGCUGCGGAAACUGCAAACCGACUAUAUCGAUAUCCUGUAUCUGCACUGGUGGGAUUGGACUACAUCCAUCGAGGAGGUCAUGGACUCCCUACACAUCCUGGUCGAGCAAGGCAAAGUUAUGUACCUGGGUAUCUCCGAUAGUCCCGCGUGGGUCGUCGCAGCAGCCAACACCUACGCUCGCGCACACGGCAAGACCCCCUUCUCCAUCUACCAGGGCCGCUGGAACGUGAUGCGUCGUGACUUUGAGCGCGACAUCAUCCCGAUGGCUCAACACUUUGGCAUGGCCCUUGCACCCUGGGACGUGCUGGGCGGAGGCCACUUCCAGACUGCCAAGGCCAUCGAGGCCCGGAAAGCACAGGGCGAGGGUCUCCGCAGUAUCAUGGGCGGAGACCAGAGCGAGGAUGAGCGUCGGGUCUCAGAGGCGUUGGCCAAGGUCGCCGCCGAGCAUGGCAUCGAGUCGGUGACCGCAGUGGCUCUGGCCUACGUCUUGUGCAAAUGCCCCAACGUCUUCCCCAUCGUGGGCGGCCGCAAAGUCGAACACCUCCAUGACAACAUCCAAGCCCUGUCGAUCCGUCUGACCGAGCAGCAAAUUCAAUUCCUGGAAUCAGCAAUCGCCUUCGACCCCGGUUUCCCAAGCAAUUUCAUCGGUGCCAACCCGGCCACCACGACGGGCAAACUCAGCGGCUUGGCGGGCACUGGCGGGCAGGUCGAGAUUGUGAAAGCCCCCACGGCGAUCGGAUAUGAGCCCGGUCACUGA